Molecule: messenger RNA, 599 nt
Organism: Radiomyces spectabilis
Lineage: Eukaryota; Fungi; Mucoromycota; Mucoromycetes; Mucorales; Radiomycetaceae
Exons: 1
Coding region: 42-377 (111 amino acids)
Source: RefSeq, a predicted model, not a curated record
UUUGGGAGUCAACAGUGCUCUCAUUGUUCGCUUGGCUUCGAAUGGCAUCUGAUAACGGAAAAAUUCCGUCGCGAACGUCCUUCUUUCAUUGUAUAUGUCUUCUUCUUUUCCUUGUGCUUUUGACACAAUGCGGAUGGUCGCUGUUUCAAUCAUACACUACUUGUACGAUGCGAUCGUCAGUGACAAAUAAUGUAUCCCAUGAGCAAUCAUGCCUUAUGUAUAUUUUGCAUCGUAUAUGCCCCAUUUGUAGAUUCACUAUUGUAAUGAUAUGCGUCAGAGGUUGUAAUCCUGUAUACAAUGUGUCUUGUCCUCCCAUGCAGAUAACGCAGGAGCCAUCCUUGCCAAUUAAGGUCACAGUGCACAUUGUCAUGGAUUGACAAAAGAAUACUCAAGAAGAUGAUAGAAAAAAUCUAGCGCCUUCUACAACGCGCCAUGGGAUUACAUACCGGAGAUCCUUUCUUUUUUUCAGUUUCCGGGUUUCAGGAGUAACUCGAUACGCCAUUGUCGGUUCUUUGCAAUUAUGGGAAGCAACUAUCCCAAAGGGCAGCGCCCAGUGAGCGAGUCUGCUGAAAAUGCUCCUCAGCUAUACUAUGCUCAUU